AUGGAGGGGGCAUACCUACAAGCGGUUAUAUCGACUGCCGUUCAAUUUCGAAUGAGCUUCGGACUAUCGAAUCACACAUUCCCUUCUGAUUUUAAAUUUGGAGCGGCUACCGCAGCCUACCCGAUCGAAGGUGCCUGGAACUUAGAUGGAAAAGGGUCCAGUUUUUGGGACAAUGUCACCCACGCGGUCCCAAGUAUCGUUGUUGAUGGAAAAAAUGGAGAUGUAGCCUGCGAUUCCUAUCACCGUUACACUGAAGAUAUUCCUCUGUUUGCAGAUAUCGGACUUAAUUUCUACAAGUUUAGCAUUUCCUGGUCAAGGAUUCUUCCCAAUGGUACCAUCGACAACAUCAACCAGAAAGGAAUUGACUAUUACAAUAAACUGAUCGAUCUGAUCAUAAGCAGAGGAUUAGAACCUCAGGCCGUGGCAUACAACUUUGAUACACCGUUUGCACUGACAAACGUAGGAGGAUUUACUAACGAAAGCAUCGUUCAACACUUCGUGGACUACACCGAUUUGCUCUUUAAAACUUUUGGCGACCGUGUUAAUUUCUGGAUAACCAUAAAUGAAGCGCAAACAUUUUGCAAAGUCGUGUUGGAAGAAGUUCUACAUCCAGUUGUGCCUCAAGAGCUUGGGGUCAAGGAAUAUCAAUGCAGUCAUAAUAUACUUAAAGCUCACGCCGCUACUUAUCGCAACUACAAAAAAAACUAUCAGGCUACGCAAAAAGGCAAGGUGGGUAUGGCGUUCAAUAUAAAUUGGUAUCUCCCAGCAACAAAUUCUCAAGCCGACCAAAAUGCUGCUGAACGAGCUAGAGCUUUUGUGUUUGAGUGGUUCGUGCAUCCGAUAAUAAAAGGAAACUACCCCCAAAUAUUGAUCGACCAAAUUGGUAACUUGAGCCGACAAGAAGGAAGAAAUGAGUCACGAUUACCUCAGUUUACCUCCGAGGAAAUCUCGAACAUUAAAGGCACUUACGAUUUUGUUGGAAUUAAUGCAUUUCGAACAUUUUUUGCAAGUGACCUGAGCGGCCAAAAUCUAUCUGUAAGCCUUCAGAAUGACAUCAGAGUGGCCGAAACUACAAAUUCUUCCCUCGACAAUUCUUCAUCUUCACCAAAAACAUUUAGAGAUUCUAUAGUUUACGCUAGCGACUACUGCAACGGCUGCGAAAUUAUCUUGACAGAACACGGAUUUAAUGCUCGCAAUGACGCUUUAAAUGAUACGGCUCGUAUCACUUUUAUGCAGACUUACAUGGACGAGGUUCUGAUCGCAAUUAACGAAGACAAAGUCAAUGUCACCGCCUAUACCGUGUGGUCUGCUAUGGAUUUCGUUAAUUUCCAGUUUGGUCUAACGACUAAGCUUGGAUUAAUUCAUGUGGAUUUUUCGUCGAGCAAUCUUACAAGAACGCCUAAACGGUCAUCGCAGUACUAUAAGAAUAUCAUACAGACAAGAAGUUUAACACAAUUUACGUUUUAAUGGGGAGGAAGUGUAAAGAACCUUCGGUCACAUUCACGAUUUGAUAGUUUUGCUUGUCAGUUUUUAAUUAAUAACACAUAUUUU
Cylas formicarius (sweet potato weevil) is the source of this 1551-nucleotide messenger RNA. Its product is annotated as myrosinase 1-like. The transcript has 8 exons. The record is from RefSeq and is a predicted model, not a curated record. Lineage: Eukaryota; Metazoa; Arthropoda; Insecta; Coleoptera; Brentidae. Bases 1 to 1467 code for a protein of 488 amino acids. Gene Ontology annotation, biological process: carbohydrate metabolic process. Gene Ontology annotation, molecular function: beta-glucosidase activity.